AUGGAGAGAAAGAAGAACAAGAUAAUUUUUCCUUACUGGAUCAAGUGAGUACUAUUUUAUUCACUUUACGGGAUGGCCUUUUUGACUCAGAUUAUUUCAAAUGCAAUUACGUGUUUCCUUAAUGAAUUUGUAGCAAAUAUUGAUAAUACACUGUGCUUUUUCGACCGAGUACUGUGCACGAUGCUCGAAACAUUGUGCCUGACCAACUUCCGCUGUACUGGGCUCCAGUUUAGUGGAGUGGGCCCGAUAUGGCUAAUCAGGGAAUUGCCCUGUAAAAACUUGCAAUGUUGAGGAAAUACUUUCAAAGGUCAUUAUUAUUUCAUGUGAUUAUCUACUUGUCUCCAAAAUGCCUAAAAAGCAUAGAAAAAGUGAAGAAAACAGACUUUUUCAAACAACAAGGAUUCAGAUAAUCCUGGGCAAACGUCCUUGGGAUAGUACCGCAAUAUUCAUAUUUUUCUGUUAUUUCUCCUUUCCCUCUUUAAACAGUUCAGCGUUUUCAAAAUUUUCUUGCAGUUCUCCCUCCCCCCACCCUAUGCAAAGUUGAAACUCAGAAAAAAAUUAUGGAUACACGCGUCCAACAUUGUUUGUGGGGUGAGGAGAGGGACUGGACCUGUGUGAAUUGGAAAACGCCCCAGAAAAGCAAAAGUGUCCCAAGACUUUUGUCCAUGAUUGUAGGCCUUACUAUGGGAUCUGUGCGCUUUUCGUUGUACCUGCUCCUGUUAAGCCGUGUAUAUAGAUCGAACGCACGUGGGAGCCUGCCUACAGAUGUCCCGCCUGCUCUUAUUUAAACGACAGUGACGCGAACUUUUGCCAAGCCUGCGGUAAACCUACGUCGCCUGAGCUAACGUAAGGGGCCCGUUCAAAUGCAGACAUGCCUCUGAUCAACUUUUAAGCGCUUUACAGAAUUCCAAGAAUCGCUCAGAAACAAACCUUUUGAACGGCAAAAGGAUUCAUUAGAAGUUCAGCUAUCGAGUUUCUUACGCUCUCUUGUACACCCAAAGAAAUUUUCUGCUGCGAUCGCGGAAGACAUCGUAAAGUUUUUGAUUAGCAUUGAUGCCGCGGAAAAACAAAAACUCCAUAUAGGCUCAAGCUCUAGUAAGACCUGUAGUUGCCCUAAGCGUCUAGCGGCCGGAACUGUCGAUUCAUAUAUAGGAAAGCUUAGAUCGAUUUUCAAUAGGUUAGGCCGUACAGGGUUUUCUAACCCGUUAGCACAUCCUUGUGUUAAAGAAUAUCUUAUGUUUGUAAGAGAGGAGCAAGCUCAGUGACCUUUGUAACCUCGUCAGCAGGCUGUCUCUUUGUUCUAUGACAAAUUCACCCGUUUAAUUGCCUAUCUUCGCGGGCUUAUUGCCGAAGGCUCUGUGCUUACGUACUCCUCUCAAUAG
Molecule: messenger RNA, 1382 nt
Organism: Porites lobata
Lineage: Eukaryota; Metazoa; Cnidaria; Anthozoa; Scleractinia; Poritidae
Source: the annotation of a GenBank genome assembly